This is a messenger RNA of Dovyalis caffra, 174 nucleotides long. The record is from the annotation of a GenBank genome assembly. Lineage: Eukaryota; Viridiplantae; Streptophyta; Magnoliopsida; Malpighiales; Salicaceae.
AUGGAACCAACUUUGGAUGUUGAUGGCCUGAAAGAUCCAGAGCAAUUCUUCUUGGCGUUACAAAGGCUUGAAGGUGAGUUGCACAUUAAUGCCAAAGUUGCCAGCGGUAAGGUUCCACCAGUUUCUGCAGAACUAAUCAAGACUGAGAAGUCAAAAGCCUUGAGUUCUGCAUAA